Molecule: messenger RNA, 3210 nt
Organism: Anolis carolinensis (green anole)
Lineage: Eukaryota; Metazoa; Chordata; Lepidosauria; Squamata; Anolidae
Gene: tmem175
Product: transmembrane protein 175
Exons: 10
Coding region: 184-1659 (491 amino acids)
Molecular function (GO): potassium channel activity; proton channel activity
Source: RefSeq, a predicted model, not a curated record
CGAAGGCUCCGCCAAACUGUAUUAACUGAACGACACAAGGAAGCGCUGACUGAGCAGCGCCUCCUCCUCCUCCGCCUCCUCUUGAGGGAAGGCAAGGCGGAGGAGGGGCCGCUGUGGUAGGCCGCACCCCCGGCUUCUCCUUCUUGAGCUCAUGGUGACUUCAGGCGGAUCUGGAGGCCGAGGAUGGCAGCCCCGUCGCCUCCCUCCCGGCCCCGGGCCUUGUUGGCGGCGGAGCUGGGCGGCGGGACCCAGGCCUCUCAGCGGCUCCUGGCCUACAGCGACGCCCUCCUCUCCAUCAUCGCCACCGUCAUGAUUUUGCCUGUGGCCCAUACGAAGAUACAUCCAGAUCAGAAACUCGGUGAAAGUGUCCAACAGCUCCUAGCCACCAAAAUUGCUGUGUAUCUGAUGACUUUUUUAAUAGUGACAGUUGCUUGGGCCGCUCAUGUCAGACUCUUUCAAGUGAUUGAACUCAUUGAUGAUGUACUUGCCCUUCUAAACUUGGCCUGUAUGAUGCUUAUUACUUUUUUGCCAUACACAUUCUCCUUGAUGGCCUCCUUUCCAGACGUGCCAUUUGGAAUUUUCUUGUUUAGUAGCUGUGCAGUUAUAAUCGGUGCUAUCCAGGCACUAAUCGUUGUGUAUGGUUUUCGCCACCCAUAUUUACUUAAUCUUGAAAUACAGGAAUCUGAAAACCAAGAAUUUUAUAAAUAUCAUAUCCUGAGGAUUAUACUAAGAGGACCAACGCUGAGUUUUUUCGCAGCCAUCUUCUCAUUUUUCUUCAUCCCAUUGUCUUACAUGUUUCUUGGGCUCGUUAUCUUUUUCCCUCAUGUCAGCCACCUAAUUAAAUGGUUUAAAAGGAAGUUUCUCGGUCAUGAAGAGGAGGUCCCACUAGAGUCUUUUACUGUUUAUCUUACCGAACCCCUCAGUAAGGAACGAGUAGAAGCAUUCAGUGAUGGGGUUUACGCUAUUGUCGCCACCCUGUUAAUUCUGGAUAUAUGUGAAGAUAAUGUUCCUGAUGCCAAAGAGGUUAAAGAGAAAUACCAUGGCCACCUCAUAAAUGCUUUGAAUGAAUUUGGUCCGGCUUUCCUGGCCUACUUUGGCUCUUUCGUCACUAUCGGCCUUCUCUGGUUCGUCCACCAUUCUCUCUUCCUCCAUGUCAUGAAAGCAACUCGUCUGAUGGGCCUCCUCAAUACCUUUUCCUUGGCAUUUAUUGGAGGCCUACCUCUUGCCUAUCAGCUGACCAGUGACUUUGCAGAAAAGUCCCACAAUGAAAUCGAAGCCAUCCAGGUCAGCUGCGUCACCAUCUUUUUUGCCAGCAUCUUUCAGUUUGGCAUAUGGAUUGCUGCUUUGUUCUACCAAAGGGAAACGCUCCACCCUUUUGCCAGGUACGGCGGCAAGGAGCACGCCUUCAUGUUUGCCAAGCUGGCGCUCUAUCCCUGCGUGAGCCUUUCCGUCUUCUUCCUCACAUGCAUCGUGAGUGAACUGAGUACAACCAUUUUCCAUCUCACCCAGAUCAUCGUCCCCUUUGCCUUCCUUGUUUUGCGCCUCCUUGUCCGAAUUGGUCUGUUGGCAUUAAGGUCCAUAAUGUCUCUAUCUAGGCGGAGGAGAAACGUACUUGAAGAAGAAGAAGCCUGUUUAUCUGCUGCUGAAAUUUUGUCAUAGCUCUCCCUGCACUUUAUUUGGAAAAAUAUGGUAUUGCAAUGACAAUGUGUUUGGCUCAAGCUACUACUUGAUAUAUGCAGCCUCUGAUCAAGUGAAAUCCCCUUGUUUGUGAAAUAUAAAUGCUCCCACAAGACUUCAGAUGCAAACCCCAACAUCUGAGACUUGUAGACUCUUAUUGCCCACCUUUUGCCUGCAAACUGACAUUUGGGUCCAUGUUUUGGGCUAUUACAACUUCCUCACUGAUCAACUUCAGCUUUUGGGAGAAUAUCAAUAACUAAAGCAGGUUUUCUCAACCUGUGGGUCCCCAGAUGUUUUGGUCUUCAACUCUCAAAAAUCCUAACAGCUGGUAAACUGGCUGGAAUUUCUGUGAGUUGAAUGCCAAAACACCCCAGGUUGAGAACCACUGCUAUAGAGGAAGAACAAGGCAUUUUAGGAAAUGUAAUGGCAUCAGCUCUCUAUUUCUGAGGUGCUGAAUAAAAUCAGAGUCAUUAAAAGGGAAAAAGCUGAUACAGCUACAAAUAUAUAUGUUAGCCCGCUGCCAAGUGAGUGAUCAAGGAAACAUGUUUUGAGUUGUUACAUAUUCCUGGGUGCAUCUACUGUAUAUGUAAACAGCUGUUCCUUGUAAUACACAACAGACCUGGAUAUAUUUGGUGUGCAAAGCAUCCAAUUCUAAUAAUUUUCACAUUUGGUAUGAAAAUGAAUAGAUCUGGUGCCAAGUUGAGAAAAUACAGGGUGUUUGAAAAAGAACUCCCUAGUUUUAAUGUAAUUAUACUUAAAACUAGGGAGUUCGUUUUCAAACACCCUGUAUUACAUGCUAGCUAAGGAACUCUGCGAGCUGUAAUCUGAAAAAGUAACUUUCCCAAGAGGUGAGCCAAGUGACUGUGAAUCAACACAAGUUGCCAAUAAAAGAAAUGAUCCAUUCUGGACUUGUACAGUCUGAAGGAACACAACUUGUCAGGAUUUUAGAAAUGCAAUGAUUGCAUGAAACAUGAAAACUGUCCAUAAGCCUUCACAGAGCUUCUUGUGGUUUUUGCAUAAUAUUAACACUUAAUAAUAAUAUGUAAAGUAUCUUUCUAUUUCUGGCUUUAUAUCAAUUGUUUCUGCUGGUGUUCUGCCCCAGUUGUAAUACCAUCCAGACCUGGCUAAUCCACAAGGUAGCUUGUUUAUCUUGAACAUUACCCCUAACUUGAAUCAAAAAUUGUCUGUGCCUGAUUGCUGUUGUAUCCUCUCUAUGAAAAGCUCAGCAUUAUUCUGAAAUGCACAGGGGCUUUUUAGAAAGGCAUAAUGAUGGACAUUCCUGUAUUUCCUUCCUACUGCACUUUAUGAACAUAUAAUUGUAUUUGGGUUUGUCAACAGCUUUUGAUACUUCUGUAACCUGUACAUGGCUGAUCAAUGUGUUUCUAGUUUGGGGCAAUACCCUAUAUGCUACAAUUCAACCUAAAAUCCAAAAGAUAGUCCCUUAUUGCUGUUCCAACCUUUAUGAUUUCAUAUAUUUGUUAAUUUUCAAAUGAGUUGAAUAUAUUUUUACUUAAAUAAAAUGUUAUGUUUACA